GUAUAAUAAACGUGAUGAUUGAUGAUCACGUGCACGCGUGACAAGGGCGCGAAUGUAGUGCGGAAGUCGGAAGUCAGUCACACAGCUGUUAGUGUUACUGAGUCAUGGUGUAGUAUGUAGUCAACUCGUAAGCGAGGUGAAUGUACAACUGCAACUUGUUUCGCAGGGAGAAGAUUGAACACACCUUUUCCAUCUGUCUUGACUAUUCAAGUGACUUCAAUACAAGCUGCACUGCAUGUUGACAUUGCUAAUCUUGCUGGUGCAGCAUGGGAGUCAGGGGACUUACUUCUAUGAUUGAGCAGCAUCCGUCAUUGUUCACAAGGCAUUGCCUACAUGAUGCACGUCUCGCCAUUGAUGGCUAUGCACUCAGGUACUUCUUGUACCAAGAUCGCCCUCCCUGUGAUGAUGGACAUCAUGGUGGCCGUUACCAGAUCUUUUCGGCCAAGUGUCAGCUUUUCUUUCUCAAUCUUGCCAAGUGCAAUAUUUCUCCAUACCUUGUGUUUGACGGAGCCUUAGAGAUGGAUGACAAGAAGCUUGCAGAAACCAAGUCUAGGAACCAGGAACGUAUCCGAACAGCUGUUGCUAUUUCUAGUGGUAGAGGUGGGAAAGCAGUUUCUCCUUGCAGUGCAUUGGUGUUCAUGAAGGUGCUGGAUGAUCUUGGCAUUCCGUAUGUAUUUUGUGACUUUGAAGCAGAUGCUGAAACUGCAGCUCUGGCUAAUGCUUUGGACUGUGCAGCAGCUUCCCGUGACAGUGACUUCUACAUCAUGGACCUGAGAGAUGGAUACUUGCCACUGGACCACUUUGACUGGAAGAAUCCUAGAAGGAUUAAGGUGUCAGAAGCAGCAGCACAGCCAAGUGGGUGGAAGCAUAAGACGACAGCCAACCCAUCAUCGGGUCAGCUGUACAUUGAGUGUAUGAUGUACAAGAGUAGUGCCUUCUGCAAGAUGUUCCAUGUCAAGCAGGCAUUACUGCCCAUACUUGCAACUGCUGUUGGAAAUGAUUACAAAGACACCUUUGGAGCCUCUCUUGACCCAUUCCAAAGCUUUGUUCAUUCCAAGUUUUUUCGAUCAAAGACGGGCAGGAGGAGCUACGACCAGAUUGUUAGUUAUCUAUCCUGGCUGAGUGAAAAGGAGACAAAGGAGGAAGCCAUCCAUGACAUGGUCAGGCAUUUGAGAGGAGCUGAUCGAGAGAAGCUGAUAUGCUUGAUUGAUGCAUCCCUUGAGAUGUACCACUUUUCAGAUAGCCUGACCAAGGCGUACUUUUCUGGUGGUCUGUUGAAACCUGAACGAAGUAAGUUGGCAACGUGUGCUUCUGUACCACCCUGGUUUGUUGCUCUGCUGAAUCGGGGCAAGGUUUCAGCAAUGUGCGCCAAUGUCCUUUGCAACAAAAGGGUCUUCCUUACAAUUCAGUUGGAAGACUCUCGCCAGCCCAGCGCUGGGGGAGCAUCACUCAACAUCAGAGCCAUCUUGUAUGGCAUCCUGCUACAGGAGCAAAAGUCAACCUCUAGAAGGCCACCAGUUGUUGAGGAGUAUGCACAGUCAUCUGGGAGUCUGAAGCACAGGAUUGUCGAGCCAGCCUAUGACAUCGCUGGAGGUGAUGGGCGGAAGUUAGCUUUGCCCAGUCUACAGGAUAUCCCAGAUAUGUAUGAAACUGAUCGCAGAGCAAUUCUCCUUGCUGCAGCAGGGAUUGAUGGCUCAGUCAUUCGCAGCAUUCCAGCGUUGUUCCAACUUGCUACUUGUGUGACUUUAAACUUGCUCAGUCAUGCAGACCCAACUGUCUACUCUUACCAGAUAGUAGCCCUUCUUGUCAGCUGGUUACAUGGAGUUGCGGCAAGCAGGCAGAGAUACAUCAGCAAAGGCCAAGGCACUCCAAAGCUCCUUCAAGUGGGCCUGGAAAAUUCAGAUGUGCAUGCCAUCCUCGCAAACUGUAAGCCACAUGAGAACAUAUACAAGUCCCGACAGUUAGAUGUAGAGGUCAUCCAGGCGAUGGCACAGUGGCAGCAGUGCAUGCUUGGCUUAGUCAAUCUGAAUAAAGUUCUGCUCAGUCCAUUUGUGUAUCCUGAUAUGGCAGUCCUGUACAAUGGUCCUCUGAUACACAGUCUCUGCAUCAAUCUGAAGCCAAUGUCUUCAACAGUGCAGCGACAGUGGGUGGUGAAAGAACUCUUGCGUGGCACCAGGCCAAGAAUUCGGGCAUUGUUUGAUCAGCUCCUUGAGCCCUCCUGGCCCUUUCUCAUGCCAAGGAAGAGGACCAAAAAGAGCAAGAAGGGCAAGAAGGCACCAUCCAGGCCAGGAACCUCAAGGCCAUCCAUGGACACCCCUCCUGCGAGAGGUGCUGAAGGUGGUGCAGAGAGAGACACUGAAGAAGUAACUUAUGGUGUCGAGGUUUCCAGCAGGUUUGCUGCACUGGGAUGGAAUGAGUGAGAUCCACUAGUUUGAUUCCUUUGACCUGUAUGUCUUUGAUACUGUGCAUUCAGCUUAUAUAGUUCAUUACACCAAGGAUCACAUUUUUUGUUGUAAUCAUGUUCAGUUAUUUUGAUCAGUAGCUGCACAACGACAUAAAAUGUAACUGAUAUUUCCCAUCUUAAAGAAGAAAUCUGUUGUUUAUUGUGUACUAUUUUAUAGUAGUUUCUUGAUGUUCAGAAGAAAUUGGUGUAUCUUUUGUGUCAAAAUAUUAUAUAUUUUUAAUUUGGAUAUAUGAUUGUUAAAGUAUUUUACACUUCCUUCAAAAGGGUAUUUGCCCUUUUCUAUUUACCUCUUCAUCAAUUUAAUUGUGAGUUUCUGUUAAGCUUUUGAUUGGUUGUUUUUUCAUUGAUAACUUUAAAGGGCAUCCAAUCUCAAUUGAGAAUCAAAUGAUAUAAAAUAGCUUCUUUCAUCUCAUUUUUGGAAACAAAUGCAUGUUUACAGUUCAAAACCAGACGUAAAUCUAAUUGCACUGCCUGGCUUGCGGGGAUAAAUAUUUUAUCCAAAAUUGAAACUUAACCUCAAGAGUUUAUAAAAUGUGCACUGCAUGGCAACUAUCCAUAUUUGUGUAAAUUCCUAUAUUGUUCAUUUUGAAAUAUCAGUUGGUGCAAAAUCUAUAUUUUUGGUGCUAUAAUUAAAAGACAUUAAAAUACUUGACACAUUUUUUUCUAGUACAGAUUUAAGAAGAAAUUGUUCAUGCUGUAUGCAGAUGUCUUUGAAAUUGACAUUUGUUUGGUGAACAACUUAACCCUAACCCCGCUAAAUGCAACAGAAUGCAACAUAUUGCAACUGUGGUAAAAAGUUGUUGCAAGUUGUUGCAUUUAGCAGCCAACUCAAGUCCCCAUGCUUUGUUGAAUCUUGUUGCAUUUGGCAGGGUAACUGGUUGGUACCAUGGCUGGUAUGCAAUGGGUUCACUGCACAAUGCUACAGAAUCCACUGUUGCAAUUUGUUGCAUUUAGCAGGGUAACUGGUUGGUACCAUGGCUGGUAUGCAAUGGGUUCACUGCACAAUGCUACAGAAUCCACUGUUGCAAUUUGUUGCAUUUAGCAGGGUAACUGCUUGGUGCCAGGGCUGGUAUGCACUGGGUUCACUGCACAAUGCUACAGAAUCCACUGUUGCAAUUUGUUGCAUUUAGCAGAGUAACUGCUUGGUACCAUGGCUGGUAUGCAAUGGGUUCACUACACAAUGCUACAGAAUCCACUGUUGAAAUUUGUUGCAUCAUGGUUGUCAUUUGAGUUGAGUGGAUAUUGUUGCAUUUAGCAGGGUACCUGAAGAAUACCCAAUGGGGUGGUCAGAGUUAGGUGUUUCCAUACAAGGAGGUAGAUUGCAAAUAUAAUCCACUAUGCCUCAUAAUCAUUUGAUUGUCAAACCCAGUGUCUGUUUCAAGUUUUGAAGUUUGAUUUGGUUUAUUCUUCAGAGAUUACCUUUUUUUUUUUUUUUUACUUUUGACUUAGGAUUUUCAAUGUGAGUUCAAAGGUUAUGAUGUUGGCAGGUUAAUUGAAUCUGUUAAGUAUGCAACUUCAUGUAUAAUUAUGCAAAAUUUUUAAAUUUUUAAAACUAAAUGAAAAAUACUUCAUGUGUAAAGUUAAAAAUGUAUAUUAUAUAUCUUAUAAAACUGUAAAUAUUAGCUCAGUGCAGCUUUUAAGUUUACAUUUAUGCAUCAUGAUUCUAGUACAUUUCCAGGAUAACUGAAAUUGAGAAAUGUUUUAAAACUUCAAUAUAUGUGUAUCUAAUAAAAAAGGGAUUAAAAGAAACAAA
This is a messenger RNA of Patiria miniata (bat star), 4217 nucleotides long. Its product is annotated as protein asteroid homolog 1-like. Bases 267 to 2420 code for a protein of 717 amino acids. NCBI's taxonomy places the organism in Eukaryota, Metazoa, Echinodermata, Asteroidea, Valvatida, Asterinidae. The record is from RefSeq and is a predicted model, not a curated record. Gene Ontology annotation, molecular function: nuclease activity. The transcript is spliced from 2 exons.